CAAAUUUGGAACCAGCUGAUCAGUGAAAUCCUGGUUGUAUACAUUGUUCACCUGCAAGUUGUGGCUGGCAAUUAACCUCAAGAGAACUUCGAGGCAUAGAACUCUACCAACGUGGUUAAUUUGUUACAAUGGCAGAAAAAUAACCUGAUCCAGACUUUGAGUGAGCAGCAUAAUUCUAUGUACUUAACCUGUCUAGCCUGUCGCCACCUGUACUUUCUCUGGAUGACGAUGGCUGCUGGAAAUAUUACUUCUGAAAUGCAAAUGUCCUUGAAUGACCUGACUAUGGAAUUGCAAUCACUUGGCCUAAAGCCCACAUUUAACAGUUGCCGCAAUACAAUGGAGCUGAGUGAUUGUCUUUUAAGUACUUCAUGGGCAUUAAUCAAUUUAGUACACUGUGGCGCAAUGGGUCUCCAUGAGAGCAAGCAUGCAUCAGACAGGGAAGCAUUGUUACUCAGUGAGAAAGAAUCUUUGGAAUCUAAAUUGGGUCAACUGAGAAGUCAAAUUGACUCCAAGGAGAAGUUGCUGGCUAAGAAGGAAAUCACCCUCUUAAAAAUUGAAGCUGAUCAAAAAAAUCUGAGAGACACUAUCAAAAAGCAGAAACAUGAGAUUGCAGAGUUACUGGCCCGACUGGAAAUACAAGAGAGAGACUUCAAACAUGACAGUAGAAAACAGGAAGCACAAUUUGAUGCGUUGAGGGAGAAAGUUCGGAAGUCUAUUGGUGUAGGUAUGCUCAAGUAUCAGCAUCCAGUCUGUGUUGAAAGAGUCAGUUCAGGUCUUGGAUCUUUGGAGAUUCAAGACAGGGCACCUGAUGAAACUAUACUGCUACAAUCAACUCUCCAAAGGCUGAAAGCAGUGAACUGCAUUCUUGUUGAUGAAAAUCUGAUGCUUAGAAAUGCUUUAAAAUUAAUUUAUAAUGAUGUGUCUGUAAUUCUAAGCAUGGCAGAUGAGAUCCAGGGAACUGGAUCUAACAAAAUUCAAGACUCAUUCCCAGAACAUCUUUUUCAACUGCCUUUGGCCUAUUGCAUGAAGAAGUUAACAACUAUGCGCGAGGAACAAAUCCAGAAGUUGCAUAAUAAAAUGAAAAGUGGACCUUGCUCAAAAUGUUCAGAUAGAAUAAAUUAAUGUUCAAAUGUUUAAUAUCCCAAAAUAAAUUAAAUGGAUGAUAAAGCCA
Thrips palmi is the source of this 1171-nucleotide messenger RNA. RefSeq lists its product as uncharacterized. NCBI's taxonomy places the organism in Eukaryota, Metazoa, Arthropoda, Insecta, Thysanoptera, Thripidae. The record is from RefSeq and is a predicted model, not a curated record. The transcript has 7 exons. Bases 178 to 1122 code for a protein of 314 amino acids.